Molecule: messenger RNA, 500 nt
Organism: Penaeus indicus
Lineage: Eukaryota; Metazoa; Arthropoda; Malacostraca; Decapoda; Penaeidae
Exons: 2
Coding region: 93-437 (114 amino acids)
Source: RefSeq, a predicted model, not a curated record
UUUGCAGCAUUCCUUGCAGUAUUGAAUAUGUCUGUGAUGCUGGUGCACCAUCAGUCUUCACGGUCGGCGAACAUGGCUGAUGGCUCAAUCUAAUGCCUAGUUUACCAGUCUGUGAACCUUCACCUAUGUUUGUCUCUGAAACCCGGGUCCACAUUCCGUUGUUUGAAACAAAAACUCCAGCAGCAGAAGCUUUACAAAGGAACCAUGAGAUGGAUCACUGGAUUCGCCAGAUUGAAAUGCAGGUGUCUGGUGAUGCUGUAAGAAUACACUGCCGAGGAGAUGCAGAGAGGGUUAUCAACUCCCCCUUGUUUGAUGAUUUCCAAGACUGGACACUGCUCAGCGUCUUACAUAAAAGUAUUGCAGGGCAAGAGGAUAGAACACUUUAUAAUCUGGCGACUGUAGCAAGACAUAUAUGGGGUAUCCGCCAGAGAGCCUGAACAGGUAGUUCUUGGAUGCUGUAAACAUGGUACCUACCUAGAUUACAAGGCUCCAAAAUACAG